Marasmius oreades (fairy-ring Marasmius) is the source of this 2852-nucleotide messenger RNA. Its product is annotated as Elongation factor 2. Gene Ontology annotation, molecular function: translation elongation factor activity; GTP binding; GTPase activity. Gene Ontology annotation, biological process: translational elongation. Bases 144 to 2726 code for a protein of 860 amino acids. Gene Ontology annotation, cellular component: ribonucleoprotein complex; cytosol. The transcript is spliced from 9 exons. The record is from RefSeq and is a predicted model, not a curated record. Lineage: Eukaryota; Fungi; Basidiomycota; Agaricomycetes; Agaricales; Marasmiaceae.
ACCGAACCUUCCCUAAAUACCGAUGUUAGUUCAACGUUCAAACGCUUCCAUUCAACAAUCCCCAGCUUUCUUCCUCCCUAUUGUGACUGUAUCAGAUUCUUCAUCUUCCGUUUCUCCACUCCUCUCUGUAAAAUCAAGUCACCAUGGUUAACUUCACCGUAGACCAGAUUCGUGGUCUUAUGGAUCGGCCAACCAACAUUCGUAACAUGAGUGUCAUCGCUCAUGUCGAUCACGGAAAAUCUACACUGACCGACUCGCUGGUUUCGAAGGCUGGUAUCAUUGCUAGCGCAAAAACUGGUGAUGUGCCAUUCACCCACACAAGACCAGAUGAAAAAGAACGUGGUAUCACCAUCAAAUCAACCGCCAUAUCGAUGUACUUCGAGCUCAACAAGGAUGAAGUCGAUGCAAUCAAGCAAAAGACAGUCUGUGCGUUUCCAAACCCUGAGCUAUCCGCAUGUUGGCUGAUAUGCGAUCGCUCAGGAAACGAAUUCUUGAUCAACUUGAUCGACUCUCCUGGCCACGUCGACUUCUCUUCCGAAGUCACUGCUGCCCUCCGUGUCACCGAUGGUGCCCUCGUCGUUGUUGACUGUGUUGACGGUGUUUGUGUACAAACCGAAACCGUUCUUCGUCAAGCUCUGACGGAACGUAUCAAACCCGUCGUCAUCAUCAAUAAGGUCGACCGUGCCUUGCUCGAAUUGCAGGUCGACAAGGAAUCCCUCUACCAAUCAUUCCGCCGUACCAUUGAGAGUGUGAAUGUUAUUGUUUCCACUUACAAUGACGUUGCCCUCGGUGACGUCCAGGUUUACCCCGAUAAGGGUACCGUCGCUUUCGGUUCUGGUCUCCACGGAUGGGCCUUCUCGUUGCGUCAAUUCGCCUCCCGAUAUGCGAAGAAGUUCGGUGUUGACAAGGAGAAGAUGAUGGACAAGUUGUGGGGAGACAAUUUCUUCAACCCUGCCACUCGUAAAUGGUCCACCAAGAACACAGAUGCUGAUGGCAAGCCUCUAGAACGUGCCUUCAACCAGUUCAUUCUUGAUCCCAUCUUCAAAAUUUUCGAUGCCGUUAUGAACCACAAGAAGGACGCCAUCGGUCCCAUACUCGAGAAGCUUGAGAUUAAGCUUGCUCAGAAUGAGCGCGACCUCGAAGGAAAGGCCCUGCUUAAGGUCGUCAUGCGUAAAUUCUUGCCCGCCGGCGACUCCCUCCUGGAAAUGAUUGUUAUCAACCUACCCUCUGCCGCCACUGCUCAAAAAUACCGUGUCGAGACCCUCUACGAAGGUCCUAUGGACGACGAGUCUGCCCUCGGUAUUCGUGACUGUGACCCCAACGGCCCGCUCGUUCUUUACGUCUCCAAGAUGGUGCCGACUUCAGAUAAAGGUCGUUUCUUCGCCUUCGGUCGUGUCUUCUCUGGUACCGUCCGUUCAGGACCCAAGAUUCGUAUUCAAGGUCCCAACUACAUUCCCGGAAAGAAGGAUGACCUCUUCGUCAAAUCUAUCCAGCGUACCGUACUCAUGAUGGGUCGUUCCAUUGAGCCCAUCGAGGACUGUCCCGCUGGUAACAUCGUUGGUCUUGUCGGUAUCGAUCAAUUCUUGUUGAAGAGCGGUACUCUCACCACCUCGGAAACUGCACAUAACAUGAGGGUCAUGAGGUUCUCCGUCUCUCCCGUCGUGCAGGUCGCCGUUGAAGUCAAGAGCGCUGCCGAUCUUCCCAAGCUCGUCGAAGGUCUUAAGCGUCUCUCCAAGUCCGACCCAUGUGUCCAAACAUCGAUGUCGGAAACUGGUGAGCACAUUGUCGCUGGUGCCGGUGAGCUUCACUUGGAAAUUUGCUUGAAGGACCUUCAAGAAGAUCACGCUGGUGUUCCCCUCAAGAUCUCCGACCCCGUUGUUCCCUACCGUGAGACCGUCAGAGCGGAGUCUUCGAUUGUCGCUCUUUCGAAAUCGCAGAACAAGCACAAUCGCCUCUACGCCAAGGCUCUGCCUCUCGAAGACGACCUCUCCAAGGCCAUUGAGGAGGGCAAGAUUAACGCUCGCGACGAUUUCAAGGUUCGUGCGCGUGUCCUCGCCGAUGAGUUCGGAUGGGAUAUUACUGACGCCAGGAAAAUAUGGUGUUUCGGUCCUGACACUACCGGUCCCAAUCUGUUGGUCGAUGUUACAAAGGGUGUUCAGUACUUGAACGAAAUUAAGGAUUCUUGCGUUGCCGCAUUCCAGUGGGCUACUAAGAAAGGAGUCUGCGCUGAAGAGAACAUGCGUGGUAUUCGUAUCAACAUUCUCGAUGCUACUCUGCACGCUGAUGCCAUUCACCGUGGUGGAGGGCAGAUCAUUGCUACAUGCCGUCGCGUUUGCUACGCUGCUUGCUUGCUUGCCACGCCUGGUCUCCAGGAACCUGUUUUCUUAGUCGAGAUUCAGUGCCCCGAAAGUGCCAUCGGUGGUAUCUACUCUUGCUUGAACAAACGUCGAGGACAGGUUUUCUCUGAGGAGCAGAGGCCCGGAACACCUAUGUUCACUGUCAAGGCUUUCCUCCCUGUCGCUGAAUCUUUCGGCUUCAACGGUGAACUCCGAUCACAUACUGCCGGACAGGCCUUCCCUCAAUGUGUUUUCGACCACUGGGAGUUGGUGCCUGGAUCUCCUCUUGACAAGGGCAGCAAGAUCGAGGAAGUCGUCACCAAAAUCCGUACCCGUAAGGGUCUCAAGCCUGAGAUUCCUUCUCUCGAUACCUACUACGACAAACUAUAGAUUUCUUUCUGCUUUAGUGGUUUAAGUUAUCAACAACUUACAACAUCGGAUCAUGUAGUCCUAUUGUACUAAACUCUUGUAAUAGUACCUGGGUAUAUUAUAAUGAAUGGGCUGAGUGUUUCCCAA